UAUUUUAUAGACUGGCCAAAAACUUAACAACAAAACAAUGCUUAAAAUGAGAUUCUUUUGCAUUUUUGAAUCAGCGACGUGUUGUUUUCAUUUUCUGUAUUAUUCAUUGUUGUAAAUCAAAGUUUCAAAAUGGCGGAGAGUUGCUUUCGUGAUUUUUAUCAAGAGCUCGAUGGUUUUGAGCUGGACAUGCCCGGAAGACAGAGAGCUCUUUUCAGUGACAACGAGACCCUCCUGAGAAUGUUGCGAUGUCAAUAUAGUAAAUGGGCUGACGCAGGACCAAUAACUUCAGUUCCGAUUGCCAGAAUCCCAAGACUGUUCCUGAAAAACAUCCAGAUGAGCCCCGAGCUGCAAAAAGAUUUCAAAUCUCUUCAAAAAGGCGAGGAAGGUGAAAUAAAAGUCUAUCGGUUACUUAUGGAGAACUACAGAGAAUUUUCAAGAGGCGUCAUUGUAUUUCCAAAUAUAAAUGGACGAGAGAUUUUUAGCACCCCAUCGGCUCAAGUUGAAAUUGACAUGGUUUUAGCGCAUUCAGUGAAAGGAGUUUUUCUGUUCAACAUAAAAGCUCAAGGAGGGAAGGGUUUGACGCCACAAAAAAUUAAACAGGAUUUCACAAAACAUUCGGCCUUUCUUCGAAUGCUCAUGCAAUACGGCUACAAAACCACCUCGGAAUUUCCUCCAAUUCAUUUGGUUUACUGCCAUCUCUAUGAUGACAAUAAAUGCAAAUUUGAGCGCGAAAUAAAACUUGAUCAGAAUGAUGUUAAAAUUCUUAUUUUCAGCAAGACGGACUUAACUGUUGAAAAUUUUAUUGCUACUUGGAAUCAGAAUUUGGCUUCAAUUCCCGAUUUAAGUCCCAAAUUAUGGGAGAAGUUUGAAUUGUUCGUUGCUCGAUUGGUGACAUUAAACUCUAUUGAAGGCUCACUUGAGUUAAUUCAUGAUCAAGUUAGUUCACACUAUAUUCAAGCGACCAAUAAGAACAAGACGAACUUUGAAGACUUUGUAAAUGAUGGAGAUACGAAAACGGUGAAUAUUUUGAAGGAAGCCUCGCUGGUAAAAUCUCGCAUUAAAGGAAAAGAACGCUUCAUUAUGUGGACAGCAGAUCAAUUGAAAAUAAUCUCCAUUGUCGUUGAGCAUUUGCAGGAUCCUAGCAGAGGGGGGCUAAGACUUGUCGUUCAAGGGUGCAAAGGAUCUGGAAAAACAAUGCUUUUAGUAUAUUUUGCUAAAAUAGCGGCCAAAAUUUUUGCAAUGCAAAAUUCGGAUCAAGAUUGCAGAGGUAAAGUGCUUGUGGGCAGUGGCGAUUGGAUCAGAUAUCGUUUUCAUUCAGAUCAGAUGCGUAAUUUUCUAGCAUCUUCGGGUGACAUUGUCUGCAACUUGGAUUUUGAACUGCGCCAAAACAGCACAGAAAUAAAAAGCGAACUAGCACCGACAAAAGAACAGCUUGAAGUUGUUGAGAAUUGUCUAUGCCGAGCACAAUUGCUUAUGUUUGACGAAUAUGGCUCGAGUCAGAACAGCGAAGUGAACACGGAAUUUUAUGUUCCGCUACACUCUUUGAAGAAGGAUCAGCAUUGCAUAUUGUUCAGUUCCGAGAACCUAAAAAUUACUCAGCUGGCCGACAGUUAUCGGUUUACUUCGCUAAACGCUAAUCUCAGAUCAACUUGCGAAAUCAUCAGUUUUGUAGAGAGUUAUAGAAAAAAUUCUCUGCUUAAAAAAAAACCCGAAAUUGAAUGCAAACCCGCCCACAACUUCCAUGGCGAGCCAGUAGAUGUUCGAAGAUGCACUAACGAGUUUGACUUUGUACGGAAUAGUAUCGAAACUAUUGAAGAAUAUCUUGCACACUCUAGAGGUUUGGCAUUCCUUCCAGUUAUAACAAGUAUUCCCGAACAUAUGUUGUCAUGGAUAUCUUCAAGUUUGGCUGCGAAACAAAUUAAAGUUGAUCGUUGUGAAAGUUUGUAUAACAAAACUCUUGAUACAACCCUGAAAACUUUGCCCUCUGUUUAUUUUUUUGAUAUUCAGGGGCUUGAAGGCGUAGAGUUUGCUGUAGCUGUGAUUUUGCUUUAUGACAGUGGAUAUGGAGAUGGUCGAGCGCAGCUUUUUUUUCAUAAUAUUAUUACCCGUGCAUGCACAAAACUAGUUUUUGUUAAAGCUGCAGAGAAAAAAUUGGAAAAACGAGAGCGAACGAAACUAAUUAAUUUAGCUCUUGAAGAAAAAUUAAAAUUAGAGCUCGAAGGAAUGGAACCCAGCUCAAUCUUGUUUUUGGUUGGAACCAAUUUUGAAUUCAGUUUUGUUACACCUAUUUCACAAUCGAAAUUAAAGGAACGAAAUAUCUGUUUGCCGAAGAUUGAAGGAGUUCAACACUUUGAAGGGCCCAACGAUGUCAUAAUUCUCCAGAAAGAAGACCUGUAUAGAAAGAAAGAUGUGAAAGCAUUGAUUACAGCUGGAAUGAAAUCAAUUAUAAUUGUCGGUGGAAAAUUUUUUAGAGACUUGCAAAAAAGGUUUUACUUCUAUACUGAUUCUGUUCUUAGUAGCCAGUUGUACUCUGGACAAUUUCAAAUCGCAAAUUUUACUUACAUCUAUGAUACUGAUGGUGGUUUUUCAUCUCAUCUCGACCGUUUUCUUACCGAAACAGACAGUAAAAAAACUGGUGAAUUGCAAACUCUGAGCGGAAUUGACGAAGAUUCUGAAGUUGACGAGCUGCUUUGUUCGAACGAGCCGUACUUUAAGUGGAAGAACUGGAAACAAAAAGCCAGUGAGUCUAGUCGAUUGCUUUUGCCAAGCUCUCUUGUCUCAAAUUUAUACUCAAAUGUUGAAGCAUUAUUGAACAACGAGCAACGAAAUUACUAUCUUAGUCCAGCACCUAAUACUGUUUCAUUUUCACAGUAUCGAAAAGUUUUGGUCAAGAUAUCUAACAGUUUACUGAAACUAUAUUCGAGUGAAAUUUCAAAACCAAGUUAUAUCUUAAAAAACUUAAAUGUAGCGCCUGACGAAGUUUAUUCCUUCCAAUGGUUUGCUUUUGAAGCACUUAGUAGAGCUGAAAAGGUAAUCGAAUUUCACCCGCUUCGUGUUAAAACUUUCCAUAGAAUUUACCGAGUGAUCAAAAUUGUGCAAGCCAAACAAAAGAAGGAUGUUCAAGCAAAA
Messenger RNA from Symsagittifera roscoffensis, 3129 nucleotides. RefSeq lists its product as uncharacterized. The record is from RefSeq and is a predicted model, not a curated record. Lineage: Eukaryota; Metazoa; Xenacoelomorpha; Acoela; Convolutidae.